CUUACUCCAGCGGACCGACACCAUGCCGGGAGAGGGCAACACUCAGCUGAAAUGGCAGCACGUGGCUGGGGACUGCCGCAUCCUGUCGGACAUCUUGGCCGAGAAGAACAACAAGUCUCCCUGGCUGCUGUUCAAGUUCCUGGACGCUCUGCUGCGCGGCUACGGACAGGUGCUGUUCUGCAACAACCCGCUGACUGGCGCGCUGCUGUUGGCAGCCCUGGCGGUCGCUGAUUGGACGGUGUGCCUCUGGGGGCUGCUGGCAGCUGCCACGGGCCUCCUCGUGUCCGUCGCCGCCCAGCAGGACAUGGGCGCGGUGCGUGCGGGGGCGACCACGUUCAACUCGCUGCUGGUGGGCCUCGUUUCGGCCAGCGCGCUGCGGGGCAUCUACGGGACGGCCCUGGAGGAGGACCCCAGGGUCGCCGUCAUCGUCGUCGCUGGGGCUGCCAUUUGUGCGCUGGUGGCCUCUGGGAUGACGCGCCUGCUGUCGCACCUGGGCGGCGUGCCCAGCCUGGCGCUGCCCUUCGUGCUCACACAGGCCCUCAUCUUCCUCUGCGUCGCCCACGCCAGCCUCAUGGCGCCCGCCUCCGACAACGGAGUGCAGGUCGCGGCUGACGUCACGAGUCCAGCUGCCGCCGUUACCCAGGUACCAACUAUGCAUACGCAUCAGCCCCCCAGGCCCGUGGUUCCAGUACACCGCACCUCGACUGUCUGGACAGCACCACUCAACGCCAGCGUUCCAGCACAACUGCUCUCCAGCGCCAUACCCACACUGCCCCGAGACGUCGAAAUCAUCCAAGUGCCUGAUGCAGUUCUCAGGAACCGGACACCAUCAGAGUCGAUUGGCGCCAGUAGCAUACGCAGGCGCAGACGCAGGCUCGCCCGUUCAGCUAUGAUGGAAGAGGAACUACUGCCACAGGAUGGCAGCAAUGGGGGAGAAUCUACUACAGGAGCAGAACAGUCUGACAGCAGUCUGGGGAAGGCUGAAACUAUUCCUGUUCCUGCUGCUGAAGAUGUCACUCUCCAGUCUUCACUACCUGUAGAAACAGUCCCGACAGCAGAGAGCACACAUGCUAUGGAUGUGACAAACUCUCUGAGUACCACUGAGGUGUUUGCUGAAGGAACAGAUGUGGGAGGAGGAAUCCUUUAUGGGGCUAACUUUCUGCUGGAUGAACUGAUGCAAAAUGAUGGGCCACCUCAGUUUGCAUCAGCUACAGAGGAGAAUGAGUCUACCACCGGAAAUGAUGGCAUUGGCGAUCCGGGAGCCUCAAAUAAUGGGGAGAGCAACAAUGGAUCUGUAGGAGACAUCACUACGAUCGGAACAGCCAAACUGGGCCAACUAUCAGAAGAGCAUCAGAGCACUGUGACUGAAGUGAUGACUACAGUGGUAUAUACAGGCAAAGGAGUCAGUCAGGACCAGAUUUACAGUCAAGGGGUUUCCUCAACCGUUCCUAGUAGUGUCAAGGAGGAGGGAUCCAGUACAGCAAAUGGUAAUGCUGCUCUUAGAAGCAGUGCAGCCCCAUCUCCAAAAGAAGCCCACCCUGCUGAGACAAUGGAGUUGUCAGAGUCCAGAUCAGCAGCUGCAUCAGCACUGGAAGGUCCUUCCAGGUUCCAAGCACCAAGGGAGCCGGCUACGUCUGACCGUCAGCCUGUGGCGGGUCCGGUGGACACUGAGGCUGGCACUGCGGUGGAAGUGGAGGUGGAUGUGGAGCCAGCCAGUGGCGAGGUGGACUGGGGCCGUGUGUUCGGCAGCAUCCUGCUGGCCCCCACACAGGCCUUCGGGCUGGAGCACGAGGUGGCCGGGGCGCUCAUGUACCUGGCUGUCGCCCUGAGUUCCCCGGUCACUGCUGCUGCCCUCGCUGCUGGGGCCAUCGUAGGAGCCUUCACAGCGCUGCUGGUGGGCGCGCCGCUGGAGGGCAUCUACUCUGCGGGCUGGACGUUCAACGCGAUGCUGACGCACGGCGCGCUCUGCGGCUUCCUGUUCGUGUGGUCGCCGCUGUCGCAGGGGGUGGCGCUGGCGGCGGCCGCCUUCUCCGUCGCCCUCUUCUCCGCCGUCGAGCCCGCCAUGUCCUCUGUACCGAUGCCGGUGAUGAGCCUGCCCUUCAACCUGACCACCAUGCUGUUCUUCAGCGUGGCCAGCAGGAGGCUAUGGAGGCCAGAGGAGCUCUCCAGCCCGGAACAGCACUUCCGCGACUACCGGGCCGAGAUGAAGAAGAGACGCCGAGACGCGGAGAGGCAGCGCAUGAUGGACGAAGAGCCGGCGAAGGAGAAGAAGGCACCGCUGGCGGAGGCGGAGAAGUUGAGCGACGCCGAGGAGGUGUGAACCUGGGACCCCGGCAUACAGCGGACGGACGUGCCUCGCGCUUCUGCCGGCUUCCGAUCCACCUGUUGCAGCCGGCCGCACUCUGAAUGCAAAACAUGCGGCGCCCAUUAAGUGCUUAGCGGGGGGCGCCCAAAUAAACAGUGCCAAACACUGUGGACAUGUCGACAAAAAAAGAAAAAUAACUGUACUUUUGCGUGUUUUAACAACUCGCCUUGAUAAUUCAGCAUUUCGCCAUGAAGUCGUUUCUGGAACAUUCCAUCCAGAAUCAUUUGCUGCCAACUCACCCAUCACUUCAUUUACCACUGACAGACGGGCAACUCAUACCACCACGUCUCGUUAGGUUACGUUUAUUUCUGAUUUUUGUGUUGAAUCUCUUGUGUUUCUACUAUUAAGGUCGAUCAGCAGGGACUUGUAGAUAAUGCUGUACCAUAUGAACCUCUUUGACACAUCACGGUUUUGCUCCAGUGCAACAACUCCUCUUGUCAUUGCCGCCGAAAAGGUGACGAUGUGGGCUGUUUGUGACAGCAAGACAAUCACAUGGAAGUUGCAUGUCGCCAUGUACAGUUCACAGACAUGUCGCAAAUCUUCUAUUCAUUCACUUUGCAUCUUCUGCAGCUGUGUCCCUAUCGCUCGGUCGUAGGUUCGUGGAUAGCACUCACCUUCACUGCGAUGACGACAACGUAUGAUUAAUAGGCUACCUGGCUAUUUGAAAUUAUUUUAUCUAACAUGAGAACUAUUUAUCACAGUCACUUCGAAUAAUGAUCUCAAAAAAUUGAAAUAGAACAUAAAAUCAAUGCUAUUUCCAUCAUACAGGGUGUUUCACUAAAUGUGUUUGCCUCUGCAAAUUACGAAGUAAUAGGCGACGGAAAUAUUUAUUGCGGUAGGUAACCAUAAGAAAGAGAAGACAAAACUUCCUUAUAACGACGUUAUCCAGAUAUCCAAUGAAGAACGAAAAUCGUUUUUUCAGUCUUCGUGACGUGUGCGACACGCACUCAGUGCGUGAUCCAGACGCAUUAAGUGUGACCCAGUUGAAUUUAUCAUUCCAUAUUACACAACAUUAUAGUUUUGAAACACCGCAUUGUUUCACGUUUGGCAGGUCUCAGCACGGGAGCCAUGCGCCAAAAACGCUACAGCCUCGAUGCGUAUGUGGAUGAGGAAGCUAUCUUAGGGUCAUUCUCAAAUAAGAAGACUAAUUUGUCACCUUACAACUAAUUUUGACGUCGAUCCAACGUCUUGAAUACCUGCUUUAACUAUGUUCUGAACCGAAAAUAGAUGGAUUCACGUGAUUUUCCCAUAGCAUUUCAUUUAGUCAUCAUAAUCACGAACUGCGACACUUCUUGGAAGAGAAUAAAGUUUUCCAUUUUUCUCAUCAUUUCCAAUAUAUGACCACACUUGCCACGUCUUGUUCACUUAAUUGACUAUUCAUCUAAAAUACCUUUUCGAUGAAACUACUACACUGACGUCAAAGUAGUUUGGAUUUGGUGUCAUAUAGUUAUUACCGACUUUUCACUCUUAAUUUUUAUUAUAUUUUCUUAUUUUAUUAUGUUUAUGGUUUCUCCAUAUCCACAUCUCGACCAGUUCGAAUUUCUUUUUUACUGCUUCCCACGGUCCAUCAUGCUCUUCUGCAACUGACAAUCCCCAGAAAGGAAAGCUAACCAAACUCUUUUCCAACUUCUUGUUCGCUUAUCUGUACAUAGGUUUCAAUGUGUAACACUUGUUACAUCACUGUGAUUGUUUAAUAUCAGGUCACAAACUAUUGUCAGCUUUGAUUUUGAAAUAGAAGCUGUCCACAAGAGAAGUUUCUCCACGAGAACUCUGUUCUUUACAUCGUGUGCCGUCUACGUUUCUCUUCACAUUCAGCUCCUUUAGCCAUACAGUGAAAUUUAUUCUUGCAUUACACUAUCGCAAGAUUUCAAAAUGUUAUCACUGUAGGUAAAUGUAUUCCAAAUAAAUCUCUUAUUAACUUGCAGAGCAGUAAGUUAGUGAGUGAAGGUGUUCCAAGUACAGUAUCUGCAAAGUUUGCAAAGCAAUAAAUGAGAGUGAAUGUAUUCGAAAAAUACCAUUUGCAAGCUUGCAGCGCAAUAAUGAAAUGGGUAAAAUUGCUCCAAAUACGCUAUACGCAAAUACGUCCAAAAUUCACUGACUCUUCUCUGUACAUGUAAUUUUAUUGUUCUGGCGUGGUACACGUUUGCAUCCUUAAAGGAACACAAGAUCUAUGGUUCUAUCUUAUUCUCCUUUCUUCCCGUUCUACUUACUGUUUUAUUGUGGAGCCGCUGACCUGACCUCCCACAAGUAUGGUGUAGUUACUUUUUACACGCAUAGUGCAGUAUUCAUCUUGAUUGUGUUCAUCGUUAAAGCGUUUGCUAUAGUCUGUUGUUGUCUCUUUGUGAAUAGAAAGUGUCUCGCAACUUUAACAGAGAAUGAUAGUUCAUAUUUUGGUUGGUUGGUUCUGAGCACUGUGGUACUUAACAUCUAUGGUCAUCAGUCCACUAGAACUUAGAACUACUUAAACCUAACCAACCUAAGGACAUCACACAACACGCAGUCAUCACGAGGCAGAGAAGUUCAUAUUUUCACAGAAAACUUAGGAAGAACUUGUCUAGUGGCCUGAAACAGUACUGGUGAACGGAUUCGAAUGUCGUCCAGUAUUUUCAUCCACCGACGACUUCCAUCAAAGUACUCCCUUUUUAAAUGAUCGACUUUAAUAGUGUGUUCCAUUGCAACGUCUCCUGAGGACAUUAAAUUUUAGAUGUAUCUAUGAGGUUUUUUUAUAUUUUGAAUUAUUGCGUAGAACUAGUAUUAACUUUAUAUUUUAUAACUAUUUUAUUUCC
This is a messenger RNA of Schistocerca nitens (vagrant locust), 5151 nucleotides long. RefSeq lists its product as uncharacterized. The record is from RefSeq and is a predicted model, not a curated record. NCBI's taxonomy places the organism in Eukaryota, Metazoa, Arthropoda, Insecta, Orthoptera, Acrididae. The coding region runs from base 23 to 2320 and encodes 765 amino acids. Gene Ontology annotation, biological process: urea transmembrane transport. The transcript has 9 exons. Gene Ontology annotation, cellular component: membrane. Gene Ontology annotation, molecular function: urea transmembrane transporter activity.